AUGGAACAAGCGCUAUCAACAUCGUUAGAAACAAGUACUAGAGCAACAACAACAAUGACAACAACAGCAACAACAAAUAAUUCUGAGUAUCAUCGAUGUCCGUUUAAUUUUCAUCCAAAUAAUAUGAAAAUUGAUUCAACAACAAUAAUAAGAAAUCAAGAACCAUCUAGAAAAAGACAACUGAGUGAAAGUAAUACGUGCAAUACAAUUUAUGAAAUGCCAAGAACAGUAGUAGAUAACAGCUGUCUAUCACCAGCUGUCCCAAUGAAUAAAAUGAAUGAAACUGCAACAACACCUACUCGACCUACAUCUUUAUUUUUAACAAAUACUACAACUGAUCGUUCAUCUACAAGUUUACGUUCCUAUCUUAGUCAUCCAUCAAAAUCACCAACUAUUUUUCCUUCAAUUGAAGAUAAUUUAUCACCAACAUUAAAAUUUACAUCAUUACCAGAACUUUCUUCUCCGCCAGCUAAACGUCUUCGUCCUCAAUCAUUACUUUUAACACCUACAUUUCCACCUGUUAUUGCAAUACCAAUAAAACCUCUCCUACCGCCGUUAUCAUUAUCAAUUAGUUUUAUUAGUCCAACUGAAUUAGCCGAUAAAUUAAAAGACAAAACUUCCUUAACAAUUUUCGAUUGUGGUUCGCCAUUUCGUCAUAGUGAACAUCGGAUACGUAAUUCAGUUCUUCUUCGUGUUUCGGAUAAAAUCUCACGUAAACGUUUAAAAACAAAUGUUAAACAACAUUCAACAAUUGAUAAUAAACAAUUACAUGAAAGUCAAUAUAUUAUUUUAUAUGAUGACAGUACAAAUAUGCGUCGUCAUUGUACAGAUCUUUUAUCAUCUGAUGAUGAACAAUUAUCAGCAGCAUUUAAAUGUGCAUGUGAAGAAAUUCAACGUUGUUUCACAACGAAUUAUCCUCCUGUACUUGUUCUUAAUAGUCCAUUUAAUAAAUUUUUUGAUUUAUAUCCAAAUCUAUGCGAAUCUCUACAACCCCGUUCAUGUCCAUCAUCACCAACAAAUCAUUCAAAUGAAUCAUCACCACCUCAAACAGCACCACCAAUACAAAACUCAUUCAUACAUCAUCCUACAACGACGACGACGAUAAUGGAUGAAAAUACUAUUACUAAUCAUCCGAUGACACAUAUUAUCGAUGGUUUAUAUAUUGGAAGUGAAUCAAAUGCGAAAAAUCUCGAUGAAUUAUCGUCUGAACAAAUUCGAUAUAUUGUUAAUGUAACAUCACAUGUACCUCUAUAUCAUUCAGAACAAUUUCAAUACUGUCAUUUACCAGCUGAUGAUACACAAAAACAAAAUCUAUUAGAAUAUUUCGAUAAAGCUUAUUCAUUUAUUCAUAAUGCAAUUGAAAACAAUGAAAAAGUUCUUGUUCAUUGUGUUGCCGGAAUAAGUCGUUCCCCGGCUAUUGUCAUUGGAUUUUUAAUGCGUUAUGCGAAAAUGAAUAUGAAUGAUGCAUAUGAUUUUGUUAAAAGAAAACGUUCAAUUGUUUCACCUAAUCUCAAUUUUAUGGGACAAUUACUUGAAUAUGAAAAAAAACUAAAACAAGACAAAUGA
This is a messenger RNA of Adineta steineri, 1566 nucleotides long. NCBI's taxonomy places the organism in Eukaryota, Metazoa, Rotifera, Eurotatoria, Adinetida, Adinetidae. The record is from the annotation of a GenBank genome assembly.